Messenger RNA from Astyanax mexicanus (Mexican tetra), 2403 nucleotides. Its product is annotated as macrophage-expressed gene 1 protein. The transcript has 2 exons. Bases 53 to 2218 code for a protein of 721 amino acids. Lineage: Eukaryota; Metazoa; Chordata; Actinopteri; Characiformes; Acestrorhamphidae. The record is from RefSeq and is a predicted model, not a curated record. Gene Ontology annotation, biological process: defense response to bacterium.
AGAUUUAUCAUCCUAACCCACCACUGACUCACAGCAGUUCGACCUGACAGCCAUGGGCUCAAUAAGUAUAUCUCUGUUGGGUGUCUUUGCACUUCUCACUAUCUCUGAUCUUCAUCCAAUCAGUCGUCCUAACAAUGGACUUCGCAAGUGCCGCCAAAACAGCAGUGGUCCAGCACUGGAGGUCCUCCCAGGUGGAGGCUGGGACAACCUGCGUAAUCUGGACAUGGGGAGAGUGAUGAACAUAAGUUAUUCCCAGUGCCAGACCACUGAGGACGGGGUUUAUCUUAUUCCAGAUGAGGUCUUUGUCAUUCCGCAGAAGGUGAGCAAGGUGGAGAUGAAUUCGGAGAUCAUCAGUUCAUGGCUUGAACAGAAAAGCUCCACCUCAAGCUCCAUUAAUGCAGAUGUGUCCUUCUUCUCCGUGGUCAAUGCCAAGUUCUCCACUGAGAACCAACGCAUGAAAACCCAUCAAGUCAAAGGCAAUUCUGUUACAGCACGGGUGCAGGUGCGUAACCAUCUGUACACUGUGAAGGCUUAUCCUGACUUCACUUUGGAUUCACGCUUUGCCCGUCAGGCAGAGGAAAUCGCAGACGCCAUUGAGAACAACCAAACUCGCCAUGCAGAAUACCUGUCAGAGAAAAUGGUGCUAGAUUAUGGCACGCACGUCAUCACGAGUGUUGACACUGGUGCCACUUUGGUGGAAGAGGACUAUUUGAAAUCAUCUUAUGUUUCUGAUGCACAGUCCUCUCAGUCCUCUGUCUCAGCCUCAGCUGGUGCCAACUUUUUUGACAAAGUUAAAUUUGAUAUUGGCACUAAGGAUUCACAAGGAACAUCAGAAACACGUAACUACCAGGGUAACAUUACUUACUCUAUAACACUGAGUCAUGGUGGGGCAUUGUUUUAUCCUGGCAUUACUCUUCAGAAAUGGCAGGAGAGUACUCUAAAUAAUCUGGUAGCUAUUGACCGUAGUGGACUACCACUCCACUAUUUCCUCAAUCCAUCAGUGUUUCCAGACCUCCCACUUCCAACAGUGAAUAAACUAGCUGUCUCAGUGAGUCAGGCCAUAGAACGCUACUAUAAAGUUAAUACUCACCCUGGAUGUGUAAAACCAGAUUCAAAAAAUUUCAACUUUCAAGCCAAUGUAGAUGACGCUUCCUGUGAAGGCCCAAACACCAAUCUUAGCUUUGGGGGUGUUUACCAGCAGUGCACUCCCUUGAAUUCAUAUGGAGAUGCAAUCUGCCAGGAGCUUGCUUCAAAAAACCCAGCCACUGGCUCCUAUUCCUGCCAGCAACCAUACAUCGCUACUCUAUUGCGCUCUGAAACGCAGGAAAGACCAUAUGACCAGUAUGUGUGCCAUAGGCAUUGUUAUGGUUGUGGAUUUCUUUGGCUUGACACCUGUUGUGAAAACAUUUGUGGAAAUGUGUACCAUGUUCGGAGGGCACAGAUUAAAACUUACUGGUGCGCCACUAAUGGGGCAACUCCAGAAUUCUCUGGAUACCUCUUUGGGGGUCUAUUUGGCCCCUCCUUACAAAACCCUUUAACCAAAUCCAGAUCUUGUCCUCCAAAUUUCUUUACACAGACAUUUUUGUCCAGUGGCUUUAAGAUCUGUCUAAGCAAUGACUACGAGGCAGCAACCAGAUUCUCUGUACCUUUCGGGGGAUUUUUUAGCUGCCAGUCGACCAACCAACUUGCAGGGAGUCAAUCUCGCUGCCCACCGCAGUUCAGUCAACACCUUGUUGCCAUAAGCGAUGGGUGCCAAAUACUUUUUUGUGUUCAGUCAGGCAUUUUCACUGGAGGAGAGUUACUCCCUAUCCGUCUGCCACCUUUCACAAGACCUCCAGUUAUCAGUAUGAUAGCCACAAACACUGUGGCUGUGAUGACCGAAGGCGAUCAGGCCUGGGUGAGAGUCAAAGAUACAAAAUUGUGGAAGGUGGCAAAGCCUGAGGACAUCACCAAAAUGUCCCAAAUAUUUGACCACUCAACUCAGGCAGCAGGGAAAAAAGCUGGCAUUGCCUUUGGUGUUCUUGCUCUGAUUGCUCUUUUGGUGGCUGUUGCAGUGGUGGUGGUGAAAAAGAAGAGGCGAGUUUCUGGACUUGGAAAAGGCCAAAGCUAUGAGGAAAUUGAAAGUACAGAAGAAAUUGAGAGUAUUAGUGUGGCGAGUCCAGCACAACACGAGUCUGAGGUUGAGAGUGAGGGCCAAACUCAACCUCUCUUAGCAUAAUCACUUUUGCUCUAAAAUUGUUUUUUAAUUUUGAACAUGUAAGCAUUAAAAUUUGUUUUAGCAACAAUCAAGGUCUAAUUUGUUACAAUUUUCUAAUACUUUUUUCUAAUCUUUUUAAUAAGAGAAUUUUUGUUACAUUUUUUGCUUUACUCUAUUUUUCUACAAUAAAAAUUAUACAGAAAAUA